Messenger RNA from Dissoconium aciculare CBS 342.82, 2907 nucleotides. RefSeq lists its product as uncharacterized. The coding region runs from base 1 to 2907 and encodes 968 amino acids. Lineage: Eukaryota; Fungi; Ascomycota; Dothideomycetes; Mycosphaerellales; Dissoconiaceae. The record is from RefSeq and is a predicted model, not a curated record. The transcript has a single exon.
AUGGCAGAAGUCGCAUAUUCCAGGCACCAUGCGACGUACUCGGAGGAUGUGGAUGCGUUUGGAUCCAACGCAUCACUACUUCGUACUGCACCUCGCAUUGAGAUGAUGGCCAACCAGGACUUUGUCUUUCCGAGGACAAUGCCCUCCGCUUCCCUUGAGCCUCCUUCAACUCAAUCUCGGCGGCCGCAAUCAUUCUCUGCCAACCACCACACCUUCCGACCUCCUACCGUCGAGCACCGACGAGUCAAAUCGAGUAUGCCACUCCCGAGUUUCAGCUUUAACGCAGCCGACACAUCGGGAUUGCAGGCCGAGACGACGUCGUUGGAGCCAGACAACGAGCCGGUUGCGCCUUUGACACCGUCGAAAGGUCACAAACGGACGACAAGCGAAUUUGUUGGUGGUGACUCGCGACUGCUGGGGACUACCGCCAAAGCCCCGCCAAUGCCUGCUUUCACAUCUCAGCCAAUCCCGAUUCCGAGCAACAGGCCGACUCACCGACAUCGUCGGUCGGCUGCCAUCUCUAGCCACGAUGUGGCAGCGGCAAUGCGCGUUCCUGAAUCCAGUGCACGUCUUAGUACCAGCGCACCAAAUUCACCCGUCGAGUGUUUACCCCAAACAGAGGCACGCAGCGACGAUCCGUUUGGCCCAACCACAGACGCAGCACCCGAGCGACCGCCUUCACGACGACAAGUCGAGUUUUCCGACAAGGUCGAAUUCAUUCCUCGACCACUAUCAACCAUCUCUUCAGGCACCGAAGGUUCUCUUUCUACCAGAAAUGGUCACUCGAUCAACGACAGCAUCUCAUCUAUGCUGAGCCUGGGCACCCCAAGCCCACCGAGUACCCGCUUGGCUGUCACUACUCUUGCAACCACACUAGAAGCGGAGAUCGAUGCCAAAUCAGAGCCAAGUAAGCUUCCCGUGAAACGCGUGGAAAGGGAGGGCCAAUGGCUCCGGACCGGUUCUCUUCGAUCGGGUGCUCCCCGACCUAUUUCUGCGCCACUCUCCUCGACCGUCCAUUUCCCGCUGCAAGACUCCCCUAUCAAGGCUCGCGAGUCACGCAGAGCGAAGGACGCGCAAACUCGUGCCACCGAGUUGGAAAGACGACAAAGCGAGCCGGUGAUUCAACCUAUUGAGCACCGACUCACUCCCACUAUGUCAUUCGAGGCUGUCCCCGAGAAUGCUCAAGAUGACCGCUCUGCUCAAAGACGAUCAUCCUCUCGCAAGCUCAAGGACUGGGCCAUUUCUAAAAUCGCCCGCACCAGUAUCAAGAAACACUCUCGCGGCCAGUCCGAAUUCCUCGCGCCUGCUGAACCAAUGGUAGACGCACUUCGGCUUGCUCCGCCACCGCUGGUAAUUCCUUCAGCGACGGCUGAGACUGACCUGGAUGCCGUGUUUGGUGGCCCGGUCUCACCACGCGAGCGACGAGCACCUACUUCCAGCAUGUUUUCACGACUGGACGAGAUCACGCCUGCUACGAGUCAGAGCAGUCUAGGAAAGUCAAAUGGCGCUGACGAGGAACAAUUCAUGCUCGAUUUGGACACAGCAUUGGGACCUUUUCAAUCUCCUUGCGCUGGCGCACCGAAGCAGAGACGUGGGAUGCACAGUGGCCGUGUGAACCGCGAGUUUCUAACCCCGGGUAUCUAUCUUCCCGCUAACCCAAACCAUCGUCGGACCGAGAGCGCUCCAAUGCUCACGCCAUUCGACCACGGCAGACUGUCAACUCCUGCUCUCGCUGCAAUGGCGGACGUGUUCGAGGAAGACGAGGAAGAAGCAGAUUCGUCCAAGCCGGAACGACGAGGAAGCGCCGAAUCUGACGAAGCGGGUACCGGUGUUCAAAUCAUCGAUUCUGACCCAAGCUCCACCACCGAUUCUCUCGUCAGUCUGGAUGCCCUGCGGAAUCAAGACGGGCAAUGGGGCUCACCACGACCAAGCACCGGAUAUCCACGUCAGAUGAUUGAUAUGACGGCCUCGCUUCCCGAACAUCAGCCAUCUUCGCUUGUUGAGGAGACCAUCGUCGAGGAGUCGACUCCCUGUGCUUCUAGACAUUCGAUGCAUCCCGUUGAAAUUGUUUACGACCACGAGGAGCCGCGUGCUUCGUCCUUCACCAAAUCUUCCGACUCCAGUGAGACGCCCACAAUUCUUCCGAACGCAUCGGAUCGAGAUACUUUCGACACGUCACGACCUCAGACUAGCUCGGAUACUUGCGAAUCGCCUUCGGCCUACUCCACGCCGGAUCUCAGUCGUGGCCAGACAUCCUUCGAUACCUCCCGCCUCGGCACAUCAGCUUCAUCUGCAACAGACAACCGCACCAUGAGCUCGUAUGCCACCACUACAGAGCUUUCUGGCGGCUGUGACCCACGCCAUUCCGUGGAGGAUGUGCCAUCACUCACAAGCUCCAGGUCGACCAUGAUGAGCACAUUGCACAACGUUCUUCGUCCAUCGUCGAUGCAUCGCGAUUUCUCUGCUGAUGACCUGCGUCCUCGCCUCUCAUGUACAACUCCAGCAUCGUCCGAUGUCCUCGACCCUUCACCUCUUUCAAGAGUUGGGGUCAUCGACUACUCGCCUGCCGCAGAGGAACGACCACGCCGGAAGCGCCAGAGUAUCCAAAGUCUGUCGCAACUUGUUGGCGUUCCAUUCGUUUCCUCUCGCAAUUCCGCUGUUCUGUCUUCCGCUUCUGCAUCGCCGAUUGAUUCGCCGAUGCGACCACAGACUGCCAGCAACAUCCUUGGCACGUCCUAUGCACCCUUCCACACAGUUCGCUCCUCCGUUUCCAAGGAUUCAUUAAAUACAACUGAUGGAUCUCAACGUCCGGUAGAGCAUCUGCGGCUCAAGAAACUCAUGUUCUGGAAGACCAAGGGUCGUCAAUCGUCUUUGCCCGCUUCCGUUACUCCUCGUCCUCGCUACUAG